AUACUCCAGCAGAAGUUCACGCAUUUUCACUUCGUAGAAGUUUCACUUGAAUGAACUAUUUUACUCUCUCUUUCUUGGCAUGAAUUUGGAAAUGACUUUUGAUGACCUCGAGAUCAAGACAAUGAAGGACCAAGCUGAUCAGAAGUCAAAUGGAAAGAAAGCCGAAGGUCCUCGCCUCCUUUCUUCACCAUGCUGGUGCCCUGCUGCUGUGACUCUAGGUGUCCUUUGUCUGGGAUUACUGGUGACCAUUGUAAUGCUGGGACUGCAAUUGUCCCAGGCGUCCGACCUCCUAAAGAGACAGCAAGUAAACCUUACUCACCAGGAAAAUAUACUGGAGAGACAGACCUUAGCCUUGCAGCAAGCAGAAGAAGCUUCCCAGGAGUCACAAAGGGAACUCAAGAAAAUGGUAGAAACCCUUGCCCAGAGGCUGGAUGAGGAAACCAAAAAGCAAAUGGAACUUGAACACCAGAACCUGAACCUCAAAGAAGCUCUGAAGAGAGCUGCAAACUUCUCAGGUCCUUGUCCCCAAGAUUGGCUCUGGCAUGAAGAAAACUGUUACUUAUUUUCCUCUGGUCCAUUUAGCUGGGAGAAGAGCCAAGAAAACUGCUUAUCUUUGGAUGCUCAUUUGCUGAAAAUUAAUAAUACAAGUGAUCUGGACUUCAUCCAGCAAGCAACUUCCCAUUCCAAUUUCCCGUUCUGGAUGGGGUUGUCUCUGAGGAAACCCAGCUCCUCAUGGCUUUGGGAAGAUGGUUCUCCUUGGAUGUCCCAUUUGUUUAGCCUCCGAGGUUCGGUUUCCCAGAUGUUCCCUUCAGGCACCUGCGCAUAUAUACAACGGAGAGCUGUUUUUGCUGAAAACUGCAUUUUAGCUGCAUUCAGUAUUUGUCAGAAGAAGGCAAAUCUACUGAGAGUGCAGUGAAUUUGAAGGCUCUGGAUGAAAAAAGUCUUUUAUUCUGGAGUUAAGUGAUUUUUUUUUUUUUUUGUCACUUGGAGGAGAGUCCCAAGAACUGCCUGUGAUUAAUUAGCUUUGGAACUCCUUUGCAAAGACUGGGGCUCCAGCUACCUGACACUUUUACAUCCAAAAUUUUGAUUCUAUCUACCUAUAUGUUUUCUCCUGUUCAUCCCAGGCCUUCCUGCAAGACUUCAAUUCCUCUCCUCCCCUCCUUCACCCCCCGAAAGUUGACUGUUCUCCAAGAUUGGGAACACUUUGCUCUCAAUCUUCUCUAUCUCCACGCUUUCACCUUCUUCUUCCCCCCUAAACCUGCAGAGAAGGCAGAACCCAGAGAACUUGCCCAACUGCUGGCAGAGGGCAAGAAAGGGGAAACGCGCCUGAGUGCACAUGACGAAACAGAGCAGGGAAAGGCCAAAACAGAGCAGGGAAAGGCCACCCUGGCGUGGAGAAGCUCACGCUCUCCACUUUAAAAUCCAGAGCUCACUGGUCUUAACUGUGGUCCACCUCUAGCCUCUGCCUUUUACACACACACACACACGUGCACAUGCACACUGCAUCCACGUGCAUUUGAUGGCAAUUUGGAGGUUUCAGGAAGCAGUUAGUAACUGGAUGAUCUUUUCUGUGAAGUAAUUCACAAUUCACGAGCAGUUCCUGAGUCGGUUAUUAUUUCUUCAUCUUUUCUCCACCAACGUUUAAAACAGUAGCUUUAACCCUUCAAAAGCAGUGUUCAUGAGAGAUGUAUGGGCCAAAGGAAAAUAUAGUAUAAUAUUUUCCCUGAAAUACAUGUUUUUUUGUAGAUAACCUCUCCUUCCACUCUGUCAAGUUAUGCUAUCCUUCAGAAACAGACAAGACCAAAGAAACAGACAUAUUCAAUUCCGUAACAAAUUGAGCCAGGUUUGCAAAUGUUGCCGAAUAGAAAUGGAUGGAAUUAGAAAUGCUCCUUCCGUUUUCAGCACUUUUACUUCCUUCCAACCCGCUUCACAGGCUACUCUGAUUUAAAAGAAGCCUUUCCAUUUUGCUGUACAUAAUCUCGCCCCAAUGUAGAUAGAAAGCUGUAGCACCUCUAGGCAGACAAGAGAUGGUUCUUUUGCUAACGGCUUUCUUGAAAUAUGAUUGACCCAGAACACACUGAACAUGUGACACGAACCAACACAUUUCCACAAUCAAGGCAGUGAAUGUACUCCCCCUGCAAAACGUGCAUCAUGCCCCUCCCCGAAGCCCUCUUCUUAGACAGGGGACCCUCGAUCUUUUUGGCACCGGGGACCGUUUUUGUGAAAGACAAUUUUUCCACAGACUGAGGAUGGCAUGGGAGGAUGGUUUAGAGAUCAUGCAACCUGGGGCCCCUUAUAUGUGCAAUCACAGUACGGUUCUCCUGUGAGAAGCUGGUGCCCCAUUGAUCAGAGCUCAGGCCAUCAUGUGAGUGACAGGGAGUGACCGUAAAUACAGAGGAAGCUUUGCUCACUGCCCAGAGCUCACCUCCUGCUGGGCGCCUGCCUCCUAAUAGGCCACAGACCAGUACUGCCAAAAUGGGUAUGUCGCUGGACUCCCACAUAGUUGACUGUGGUUUGAGAACCAGGCCCAGCACUUAAAAAUUCACAGCAGGUGCUUGUGCGUGCAUGCCCAAGACCCCAAGAGGAGAAGGGAGGAGAAGAGAUCGCGGCGUGGCCAUCCCUCCCCAUAGAAUGAUUUCUCGCUUUCCAUCUCUCUGUCUGGUCCAUGGCCUGGAGGUUGGAGACCCCUGUCUUAGAUGACCAUAGUCUGCUUUCAAUUUGCAUUUUGUACAGUUUUAUAUGAAUAGGAUCAUAUGGCAUGCCUUUUGUUUCUGUCCCGCUUUGUUCACUUUGUAUAAUUAUCUUGCAAUUUGUACAUCUCUGUCUUAUUACUAUGUCAACUGCUCAUUCUUUUUAACAUCGAGUAUCCCCUCAUGGGGAUAUGUCCCAAUGUGUCUCUCUCUUUACAUGUUGAUGAUGUUUGGGGUUGUUCCGGUUUGGGGAUGUUACAAAUAAAGCUACUAUGAACA
Molecule: messenger RNA, 2969 nt
Organism: Tupaia belangeri chinensis (Chinese tree shrew)
Lineage: Eukaryota; Metazoa; Chordata; Mammalia; Scandentia; Tupaiidae
Gene: OLR1
Product: oxidized low density lipoprotein receptor 1
Exons: 6
Coding region: 80-916 (278 amino acids)
Biological process (GO): lipoprotein metabolic process; leukocyte cell-cell adhesion
Cellular component (GO): signaling receptor complex; plasma membrane
Molecular function (GO): low-density lipoprotein particle receptor activity
Source: RefSeq, a predicted model, not a curated record